UAUCGUGUAGAAAAGAGGAUGUAGAGGGAGGGCAGGGAAGGGCGGGCGAGCCUCCGAGCGCCCAGUCGCUAGUCGACGCUCGCGUUGUACCGUCGUUGCGUUGUGCUAGAGGCGCCCAACCGAACUACAGUUUGCUGGGCCCGCGCGUAUAUUCUAACUUAGUGUGCGCGUGAAAAAUGUGAAAGCUUAUUUCCUAAAUAUUAAUUAAUAUCGCCUCCACGAUGCGGUGUAAAUUUGUUUUGAAUGUUUUUAAAUAUGUGUUUCUGACUGUAUUUGUUUUCUACUGCAACAAACUUGUGCAGGGCAGCCGACUGCACAGUGAUAAGAUCCCGAUUGGUGUGGUGUUUGACCAGAACACUGAAGAGAUUCAGAAUGCUUUCAAAUUUGCUAUGGUUCAGCACACCAGCCCUAAUCGCUCUCGACUCGACUUCCAGCUCUACGUAGACAUCAUCAACACUGCCGAUGCUUUCAAAUUGUCUAGACUCAUCUGCAACCAGUUUGCUCGUGGAGUUAUUGCCAUGCUGGGAGCCGUGACUCCGGAUUCGUUCGACACCCUGCAUUCUUACACCAACACGUUUCAAAUGCCGUUCGUUACGCCCUGGUUCCCUGAGAAGGUGAUCCCUCCAUCAUCAGGCUUGAUUGACUACGCAGUGAGCAUGCGCCCCGACUAUCACCGAGCAGUCAUCGACACGAUCACACAUUACGGAUGGAAGAAUGUGAUUUAUAUCUACGAUUCUCAUGAUGGUCUUCUGCGUCUACAACAGCUCUACCAGACCCUUCAACCCGGAAAGGCAACGUUCCGCAUAUCACACGUCAAACGCGUAUCAAACGAAACCGAAGUAGUCGCCUAUCUAAAAGCAAUCGAAAAAUUAGAUCGAUGGAGCAACAAAUACGUCGUUCUCGACUCAGCCACACAACUGGCAAAGGCAGCGCUAAUUUUGCACGUACGUGAUGUGCACUUGGGCCGACGGAACUACCAUUAUUUCUUAAGCGGACUGGUCAUGGAUGAUCGUUGGGAGAAAGAAGUGACGGAAUUUGGAGCUAUAAAUAUAACUGGCUUCCGCGUAUUGGACUGGUCACGAAAGGUGGUACGCGAUUUCAUUGACGUUUGGAGGAGAGAUUCUAUCUCGGCGCAGGCAGCUCUGAUGUACGACGCUGUCCAGGUACUAAUUGACGCCAUACUUCGUUUGCUGCGCAAAAAGCCCGAUAUAUUACGCUCCACCAUCAGACGCAACGCUAACCUUAACAACACCAGAAUUAUGGACUGCAAUCCUAAAGGCAAACUAACACCUUACGAGCACGGCGACAAGAUAUCUAGGAUGAUUAAAAAGACGGAGAUUGACGGGUUGACGGGCAAUAUAAGGUUCAAUGAAGAAGGACUUCGCAAGAACUUCAGCCUGCAAGUUAUGGAGUUAACCGUCGACGGUGAUCUCAUAAAGGUAGCGACUUGGAACGACAACACUGGGCUCACCCCCGUCGUCCCCAAGCUGGCGCCGCUCGCCGCACCGGGCACCUAUGACCGCAAUAAAACUUACAUUGUGACCACCAUCGAGGAGCCGCCGUAUAUAAUGCGCAACACUCCUGACAAUCCCGAAUUCAGGACUAACGAACCAUACAGGGGAUUUUGCGCAGACCUCACCAGAAUGAUAUCCGAUAAGUUGGAAAUCAAAUAUGAACUGAGACUUGUCAGAGAUGGAAAGUAUGGAAACGAGAACCCUAAAAUAGUAAGUGGCUGGGAUGGAAUGGUCGGAGAACUUGUGAGAAAGGAAGCAGAUCUAGCUAUAGCACCGCUGACCGUGACUUUGGAGCGCGAAUCAGUGAUCGACUUCAGCAAACCCUUCUUGUCCUUUGACCUUAAGCCAAAUAAGAAUGCCGCAAACAGCACAGGCGCCAUAUUUAGUUUCCUCAACCCAUUAUCAAUGGAAAUAUGGCUUUCCAUCCUCUGUAGUCUGUUUGCUGUGAGUGUGGUUUUAUUCCUGGUGUCAAGAUUCUCACCUUACGAAUGGCGCGUGGUAUCUUUCUCCGACUCACAAAACUCUGACCAUUCCGACGUAGGAUCGAGCAAGACCACCGUAGUCAACGAAUUUAGCUUUUGGAAUUCCAUGUGGUUUUCUCUGGGCUCUUUUAUGCAGCAAGGCAGCGACAUUACACCCAGGUCUGUCUCCGGGAGGAUCGUGGGUACCGUGUGGUGGUUUUUCACCCUCAUAGUAAUAUCUUCGUACACGGCUAAUCUGGCUUCAUAUCUCACACUGUCGCGUAUUACCGAACCUGGCCAGUCGUACAGUAAACUAGCCACGUGCCCUGAGGACGUUCCUGGCGCUCCAAGGACCAUUGCUUACCCUCAAGAUUCGGCCGUCGACGAGCAUGGCUGGCUUGCAUUCCUGACCGACCGCUCAUCGGCCUCUAAAAACAAGCCUUGCGAGAUGGUGGUGACCCUUUCUAACACUGGUUACAAAGAUUUUGCUGUCGGCAUGCCAAAAGGAUCCAAACUUCGGGAUGGCGUCAAUAUGGCUUUGCAAUCACUCAAGGACGAGGGUGAAUUUUCGAAGUUGGUUCGCAAGUGGUUUACUAAAUCGGAAUGCGAUGUGCCGGGCAAAGAAUCUCGAGGAACUGAGUUGACUUUAAGCCAAGUGGCGGGACUGUUCUACGUGUUGGUGGGAGGGCUGCUCGUGGCCUUGUGCGUUGCUCUGAUCGAAUUUUGCCAGCAUGGGCGAGCUGAAGCAGCCAGAGCUAAUGUACCGUUGAGAGCCGCUUUACGUGCUAAGGCUCGCCUGGCCUCCCGUGCCGAACGCAAGACCCCGACACACCGCGCCUCCUCGCAGCGCGAACAUGACCGGCUUGGAUGGAACGGCGGAGCUUUCGGUGGAUACUACUCGCCUGCUAACCAGAUCGGACAGGAGGAGACGGCGUUGCACGCCAGCUUCACGCAGGUCUGAUCCGCGGCCCGGGAGGCGACGACCCUUCGUCGGCCAUCCCACUCCAAGCAGAUGUCCAGCUCGGUCGACCUCUACCAGCUGUAAGCAACUCGGCAUACGAAAUGACUACCGCAUUCUAAAACGACCUCGGACUACUCGGCUAUUGCCAAUCAUACGGAUAUUCUAAUCUGUCCUUCAACGCGACAUUUACUAAAACUAACAACAAUUUGGGAGACUUCUUGGUAAACCCCUGAUUUGGGAAUAUUAUUAUAGUAGUAUGGAUGUAAAUAAAUCUAAAUAAAAUUAUAAGAAACUUGUACUACACAAGCACUUGUUACGUCUAUUACGUUUUGGAGGUUACUACUGAGCGAACGACACUGAACUGUUUUCUUUUCCAUUUCUCCUUCAAUUGUAGGAACUGGGUUUUACGUGAAUGAAAAGUCUGUAUUUUUCUUUACUUUCUUUUAAAAUUAUUAAAACGUGUCGUAUGUUUAAGUGAAUUUUACGUCGUUCACUAAACAAUUUGAUAAACUCUGGCAAAACAAACGAUUUUUAUCUAACGCAUCUGAUGAAAGAAUUAACCCUGUCCCCACCAUAAAACGUAAAAUUAUACUUAAACAUUUUUGAUUCAAUGUUACUACGAAACUCGGUUUCUUUUGAAAAAGCCUGGCGUUUUACUAUGUAGAUGAAAAUCAGGGUCUUAUAAUUACGUGUUUAGUAAGUAAAACUUUUUUAAUUAGGUGACAUAAUUUAAAAUCCUGUAAUUCUUAAAGUUAUACCAGGUAGUUAGAUAAAGAUAAACGUUAAUUAUGGCUAAGUUACCGCCGUGAGGGCGCGGCCAUGCCCGAGCCGUCGUAAUUAACGACUCCAUUUAACUGCAGAACCCACUAAAUAUUUGCGAAUUACGACGAUACGUUUUUGAUUGCCAUCGCUCCUAAUAGUGCUUACUAUUACGGUGCGUCAAUAUGGUUGAUGGGAAACAACCGCAUUGAAUGUUAAACCAAACAGCGGGCUCUCGCUUGCGGGUGAACCACUCUUGAAAAUCCUGUUUCGCGAGCACAGCGCUAACAAACGUUUGCAUUUGUUUUCAUAUUAUGCUGGCACUAAAUGUGCCACGGUCUAAAGUAACGGAUAUACAGACGGAAUGUAAGAGAAGACGGACUGAUAAUACUAUCUUUAUAAUUCUAAUGAAACUAUGAAAUAAACUGUCUCCUAUAACCAUUUUAGAUCAGGUAAUACUCACGUAGGUAAUAUUCAACUUCCAGUGGAGGUCCACAGCUGACGCAUGCAGCCGUGUUUGUAUUAGGUGUAUUAUUACCGUUUACAGCUUAACCGUGUGCAUCUCUGGGAGUUUUUACAUAAUUAAUUGAUGUGAAACUGGUAUUAGUGAUUAGCUAUUUAGCAGUUCCAGUGAACACACGUUGACAUGGAUUCGAUACGGCUAUUGCAGAUGGGUGGUUAUUACGACCGGCUGAUUCAUGUUUCGUGUUUAGCGCUCGACGCAUUACCGCAUUCUAUCCGACAUGUUUUAGUCAAAAUGCACGAGUACCCGCUGUCGGGCACUCGUAUAUCACUAGCAUUCUUGCCGUGAACAGCGUUCAUGGAAAUACUUAGUCUAUGUCAAUGUGUGCUUAAUGCAGCUUGACAUUUUAAACCUUUAGUAAUUAUAAGCACAACAUAAAUAUAAAAUGAGUAUCUAAUCUAUGGUUCAGGAUAAAAAAAAGUAGUUGAAGUAUCUACGUCUAUAUCACAUACCAAGUCACAGUAGAAUAAACACGUACCUAUAAAUGUCUAAAGAGAUAAACAUAGGUUAAGUUGCUGUGUGAUAAUGUUAUCAUUAGGUAGGUAAAUAGAACAAAUUCAAUGUGAAACCUCUUACACACGAUUAAUUGUGUAUAUCAAAAUUGUCAAUAGAUUUCGGAGUCGCUUUAGCCAGAAUAAUCCGUUUAUUCAUAUUGAAAACGUUAUUUAUAACUAUGUAUUGAUUAUAUCUAGACUCCGAAGAUAUUCAGAAAGCCAAUGUCUGUCUUAGUUUUCUUGUCCUAUUACGUAAUUGUUUUUAUUAAAAUAUUAAAUGUUGUUACCUAUAAAUUAAGAUAAUUAUCGCCAAAGGCACGAUGUAAGUCAUAUCAAAAAUAUACUUGACGUUCUAUUUAAAAACCAUGACUUUGUCUCCUAGUUUGAUUUUCUAGUCAUAUAAUAUUUAAGCAUUUUCUUUAUGUAUAGCUUUUUAAAUUAAUUACGCUUCCGUCCUUACGCUAUUUUGAUAAUUUAGUGAUACCAUUAGCUAAUACAUAACUUAGCGCUUUUACGAAAAUUAUCAUUUUCCGUACAGCCCUUAAAAGCUCUUAAAUAAACACAAUUAAAAUCUUAUUGAAUACUGUGCCAAAAGUCAACGAGCAAAUUGAAAUGAUUUCAAAAAGUUAAUAAAAUAAUGGGCGCUAUUAAUUGUAAAGCAAAUUAAAUAAAAUGUGCGGUUACAUCCGUCCGUCUGUGAAAGGCUGAACUCAACUACGGUACGGUGUAAAGCGCUUUUAAUUAAAAAUAAAUUGAAAAAGAUUCACCAUUUUAGCUAACAGCGGCCCGUUUUUAUUAUAAUACACACUUUGGAACGAUCCGGGCGGCUUCGCUAAAUCCCUUUUCAACAAAUCAUUAAACGCUACAUUUGCACCUUAUGUUCCAUGUUAAUACCAAGCUUUUUUACGAUUUGUCAUCCUUAACACUAAAUUCCAUUUCUAGUAAAAUAUAUAUAUAUUAUAGUAUUCUUCAAAUGACUGAUUUACAUAAUCGUUUCAUGAACGUAGUUUAGAUGUAAGGCAUAUUUCAGUAUGUUAAUCGUUAAUGUAAUCGAAUGUCUAAUUUAAAUGGAUCUGUCAAGUCACCUUGCAGGUAUUAGUCGUAAGUUUUAAGGCUCUUGUAAUCAUCUGUUGUGUGAUACUGUAUGGUACUGAAGUGGAUUUAAAUUGAAACUCAUAAGACUCACAGUGGAGAUGUUUCAACAAUGUUUUUAAGCAGGAGUGAAUUUAUUACCACCAAUAAGUGUCCAUCCAUAAAUUACGUCUCCUUACAAGAAAGUACGGUUGCUCCGUGUAACACUGUAAUGCAGACUGGUAUAGGAGCGACCCGUGAAGUAAUAACGUUUCGCGGCGAUAAACUGUUACCAAGCGCUGUGAUUAUGACAACUCUCUUAAUUAUGCAGGGAUUUAGUUGAGUUCGAAAUGGUACACAGAGUGGAAACUCACACAAACAAGCCUCCUCCGUAUAAAACAUAGUCGCGAGCUUAAGCAAACUAGUCACCUUUGAAUCACAUCUGUUUCUAUACAGAAUGACACAACAGUGCGCCUUUUGAAACCUAAAUACUGAUUUAGGUAUUAUUACAGCAGUAUUUAUAUAGUUGUCGUAACAUAAUUACUCUAUGUGAUGACUAUGUAACAUAAAUGUUUGUUAUAAUAAACUAU
Molecule: messenger RNA, 6373 nt
Organism: Trichoplusia ni (cabbage looper)
Lineage: Eukaryota; Metazoa; Arthropoda; Insecta; Lepidoptera; Noctuidae
Product: glutamate receptor 1-like
Exons: 18
Coding region: 222-2936 (904 amino acids)
Biological process (GO): modulation of chemical synaptic transmission; monoatomic ion transport; synaptic transmission, glutamatergic
Cellular component (GO): plasma membrane; postsynaptic membrane
Molecular function (GO): glutamate-gated receptor activity; transmitter-gated monoatomic ion channel activity involved in regulation of postsynaptic membrane potential
Source: RefSeq, a predicted model, not a curated record